AUGUGGUCGAUGUCGGAGUCAGACAAGGAUCACCUGCCGCGUAUUAAGAGGGCGGUGACGUUUCCCAAAGGCGACAUUUCCAUCAUGCCCUCUGUCACAGCAACCUGCCGUUCUUCCGAACCCCUUCCUCGCCUGUGCACGAGCACGGCCACGCUAGGCCGCAUCUAUGCACCGAGCGCACCACACCGCAUCACGAACGGGACUGCGAGCAUACACGGCCGCGCAUCUCCUGGGCGCCGUCUUCACGCUGUACCUGCCGGAAGUCGAGCGCUUACAACGAAGGAUAUGCACUGCAGGCAUCCGUACCAUCUCAUGCCCCUUGGAUCCUCCUACCACACACCCGUUGGCUACUACAGAGAUGCGCUUCGCUUUUCACAGACCGUGGAGGAGUCCCAGAGGACAGCGAUCAAAUUUGAAGAAGGGUGGUGUUGGUCGCACUUGCAGAAGAAGUGCGUGUCUCACGCGCAGCGGAUUGUACCUACUUUUAGGGAGCCUCGGCAUUUAGCAUGGAACGCGGAGCCGCCUCAGCCCGCGAAGGCGGUUGAGCCUCCCGUGUUUCUCAUCGUGGCCUACGACUCCAUGUCAUCUGUAGCGGAAAGCAAAAUGGAAGAUCAAGGUUAUAACUCCUUCUCUCUGCCAUCACCCGGCCUACUGCAGGAGAGCGAGGACGACAAUGUCGCCGAGAAUGUGAUGAGGGCACACAAUGUCAGCAUGCAUGAAGGCGAGUCUACAGCGGGCAACUCGGCCACACCUCCUCUCUCUCUCGGCGAUGAACUGUCGCGGCGCCUGUGCGAGGCGAAGGAGCAUCGGCCUACCCUGACUGUCCAGUUAACAGGUCCGCCAGGACAUGCUGCGUCCAAGGCCGAUAAACGAGACGCAGACGAGCAACCCGAGGCUUUGGAACAGCCGUCCCCUCAGUUAGUGGAGACGUCUUUGACGUCACACUCGAUUCAGCCAUCCACCUCACACUACUAUACCGAGCCAGCACCGGCUGUGGUGCCGGUCUCGGAGCUCGCCGUGUACCCACUGGAGCUUCGCGCUGCCGCACACGAAGAUUCAAGAACGACAUUGAAGACGCUGACGAUGCCUGGGUCGCUACACGGUGACCCGGGGCGGCUAAUUUGCGUAGAUGCGCUGCGCACUGAGCGCAUGCGCGAGGCGCUGCAGUGGGUAAAGGCUGCCAUUCAGCACGCGGCGGGGUUGAAGGCACACAGCUCCCCCGCUCCACCCCAACUGUAUUCAUUGGACGCGGCGCAGAGCUGUGCGUGA
Leishmania mexicana MHOM/GT/2001/U1103 is the source of this 1269-nucleotide messenger RNA. RefSeq lists its product as uncharacterized. The transcript has a single exon. Lineage: Eukaryota; Euglenozoa; Kinetoplastea; Trypanosomatida; Trypanosomatidae. The record is from RefSeq and is a predicted model, not a curated record. The coding region runs from base 1 to 1269 and encodes 422 amino acids.